Molecule: messenger RNA, 1959 nt
Organism: Pecten maximus
Lineage: Eukaryota; Metazoa; Mollusca; Bivalvia; Pectinida; Pectinidae
Product: transcription elongation factor 1 homolog
Exons: 4
Coding region: 100-351 (83 amino acids)
Biological process (GO): transcription elongation by RNA polymerase II
Cellular component (GO): transcription elongation factor complex
Molecular function (GO): RNA polymerase II complex binding
Source: RefSeq, a predicted model, not a curated record
GGUAAAACCUCAUUUCCGGUAUCAACACGAGAGCAAGGGGAUUGCACGAGCAGGUCACUAACUAGAAAAGUAAACCAAAGACAAUUUUGAACAUCAAUAAUGGGACGAAGGAAGAAGGCAAACAAACCUCCCCCAAAGAGGAAGGCAAUAGAACCGCUAGCAACAUUGUUUAACUGUCCAUUCUGUAACCACGAAAAGUCAUGUGAGGUCAAACUGGACCGAGAGAGAAACACUGGCUUUGUCACAUGUAAUGUAUGCCUAGAGGACUUCCAGACAAAUAUCAACUACCUUUCAGAAGCGAUUGAUGUUUACAGUGACUGGAUAGAUGCUUGUGAAUCGGCCAAUCAAUAGCACCGGCUUACAUACACAUUGUUGGAUGACCAAUCAUUGAUGAGGAUAGAUGCAGCUUCAGGAAGAAGAAUGCAUAUCUUAAGCAUUUGUUUCAACGGUAUUAAUUUUGGAAAGAAAGGCACUUGGUUUUAAUUGUGAUGUAUUGAUUCUGGAAAGAGCAUAUGCUAAUGAGGAAAAUGGUAUUGCAUAGGAAUUCUUAAAUUAGUUUUGUGAAGCCAUUCCAUGUUCUCAAGUGAUUUGUUAUUGAAUAAUAUUAUGUUUGGUUAGUGGAAUCAAUUUGACCAUUGUUGAAGUUUUUUCAUUGGUCAAAUACUCAUCCACAACCCAAAGUAUGAAAAGUGAAUGUGUAGACAGUAUAUACUACAUACCAUACAUACUUCAUCACGAUUGAUAAAAUUCUACAUCACAGAACAAAAGUCUGUAUAUUAUAAGUAGGUACAGAAGUAUUGAUGUUAAAGGAAACUCUUCAUCAUGUUGUAAUGUACAUUGCCAAGUUGUCAUGGUGAUAAUUUACUUGUACAGGUCGCAGUACAGUGUAUGUGAAUAUUGGUGAUUUUGAUGUAUAUUUCUAGUUAAUUAUACUGUAAAGAAUUUGUACAGUAUGUUAAUGAUUUAGGUGCUUCAUUACUGUAAAGGUCGUUUUUUCUAUGAUUAAGUGUUUUGCAGUUUUACGUAACAUUGUGAUUGGAUUAAAAAAGUGGUUUUUUUUAAGAAAAUUAUGGAGAGUUUCAAACUUUUCUCUAUUUAGUUUAAGGCACAUACAUUUUCUAAGAUUUUAUCAUACCUUUCAAACAUUGUAAAGAUGAAACCUUUGGAAAUAACAUUUACAGUAAACCCAUUCCCAAUAUGAGUACCAAUAAUUGAAAAAUUCAAAAUUUUAAUUUUGAAUACAGAAAAAUGAUCUGUUGUGAAAUUUUAAAUGUAUUUGAUGUAUGUACUUGAUACGUUAAUCAUAUUUUUGAUUAGUGGAAGAUGUUAAAAUUGUUUAUGCAUGUGUUUAAUUUGGCGUCGUUUUGUGUGAGAGAGAAAAUAAUGUGAUUUUAUAUUUUUUGCCAAACAGCUGUCAGAAUACCUACAUUGUUAUGAUCAAUGUCUUUUGAAUUUCGAAGUGACACUUUGACGUCAGGUUGUUAGAAACCUUUUAAUGUCAUAUAGAUUAAUAAGGAAAAAUUAAUCUUAACAUGAAAUUAUAUAUUUGAUGCAUGAAACAGCAAACAAUACUUAAACAAAGGUGAGGUAAAAUGGGCCUGCUUCAUACCAGUAACCUUUAUUCCAGUCGUGUAACGCACACUUACCCGCCGGGUGCUGACCAAACAGGCUUUGUUUCACUCUAGUGCAUAGAGACCUGUCACUUUUUUGUGUUGAUCAAAUAGAAUUUUCAUUUUUUUUUAUUUUUUUUUUUCAAAAUCCUUUGCUGAUAAACCUUCAUAUGAGUUUCCCUGCUGCCAGUAUGUAAAAGCCUCAACCAGACAAAUGCAUUGUUAUAAGUUAUUUUCUACAUCAAACUUUAUGUUGAAAUGUCACUUUAAAUAACUGCUCAGUUUCAAUGUAUAAACUUGUUGUUUGUUAUGUGUGUGAAUGACCAUCCAGUAAAGAGUGUUUGAUUCA